Sorex araneus (European shrew) is the source of this 2020-nucleotide messenger RNA. It is a transcript of the gene RAB40C, whose product is annotated as RAB40C, member RAS oncogene family. Gene Ontology annotation, cellular component: synaptic vesicle; plasma membrane; endosome. Gene Ontology annotation, molecular function: GTPase activity; GTP binding. Bases 251 to 1096 code for a protein of 281 amino acids. Gene Ontology annotation, biological process: intracellular signal transduction; protein localization to plasma membrane. The record is from RefSeq and is a predicted model, not a curated record. The transcript is spliced from 6 exons. Lineage: Eukaryota; Metazoa; Chordata; Mammalia; Eulipotyphla; Soricidae.
GGCUGCGCGGCGCGGUGCGGGAAGCGGCGGGGCUGCGGCGGCGGCCGCGCUAAGGUGAGCGAGGCCGGGCGAGAAGAGGCGAGAAGAAGUGAGGCCCCGUCGAGGCGGGCGGGAGCGAGACGGCGGCGCGGGGGCGCGCGCGGCGGCAGGGCUGACCCGCGCCCCCGCAGGUGUGUGGCCCGGCGGCGGCGGCGCGCGGGCGGCGGGCUCGGGCCGAGGCAUGCGGGCGCGGCCCGCGCGCGCCUGAAGCAUGGGGACGCAGGGCAGCCCGGUCAAGAGCUACGACUACCUGCUCAAGUUCCUGCUGGUGGGCGACAGCGACGUGGGCAAGGGCGAGAUCCUCGAGAGCCUGCAGGACGGCGCGGCCGAGUCGCCGUACGCCUACAGCAACGGGAUUGACUACAAGACCACCACCAUCUUGCUGGACGGCCGGCGGGUCAAGCUGGAGCUCUGGGACACAUCGGGCCAGGGCCGGUUCUGCACCAUCUUCAGAUCCUACUCCAGGGGCGCACAGGGUAUCCUGCUGGUAUACGACAUCACCAACCGCUGGUCCUUUGACGGUAUCGACCGCUGGAUCAAGGAGAUCGAUGAGCAUGCACCUGGGGUCCCCCGGAUCCUGGUGGGGAACCGGCUUCACUUGGCCUUCAAACGGCAAGUCCCGACUGAGCAGGCACGCGCCUACGCAGAGAAGAACUGCAUGACCUUCUUCGAGGUCAGCCCUCUCUGCAACUUCAAUGUGGUGGAGUCCUUCACGGAGCUCUCGCGCAUCGUGCUUAUGCGCCAUGGCAUGGAGAAGAUCUGGAGGCCCAACCGAGUGUUCAGUCUGCAGGACUUGUGCUGCCGCGCCAUCGUUUCCUGCACACCUGUGCAUCUCAUCGACAAGCUGCCGCUGCCUGUCACCAUCAAGAGUCACCUCAAGUCCUUCUCCAUGGCCAAUGGCAUGAAUGCUGUCAUGAUGCAUGGCCGCUCCUACUCGUUGGCCAGUGGUGCUGGGGGUGGUGGCAGCAAAGGCAACAGCCUCAAGAGGUCCAAGUCCAUCCGGCCUCCACAGAGUCCCCCGCAGAACUGCUCACGGAGCAAUUGCAAGAUAUCCUAGCAGGCAGGUCCUCUGGGAUGCACCUUGGCCUGCUGGUCUCAGGGGUGCCACGGGACAGCAGAGGCUCUGCUGCGCAGCCAGAAGCAAGAAGUGCCAGGAGGCAGCUGUGCCUGUGCCGUCCUGACUGCCCAGCAUCUGACUGCCGUGGACAGCGCCUUCCUCUCCUGCAUGGCCGAGGGGGCAACAGGGAGCAGAGAUACACAACUGUGGGAGGCACGCUGGGACAUUUGAGAGGGAGGGCAGGACGGCUGCCACAACGGACCUCUGCACUCACGGACCCCCAUGGCAGACAGGUGGGCAGGCUCUGGGCAGCCGUUGGGACUGUGUCCAGGUGCCCUCUGUGCAGUGCUGAGAGUCUCGGCUCAGGCAGCUCGCCAGCCCCUGGUUGUGGCAUCAGUGAACCCAGCCCGCUCAGCUGUGUCACUUGGAGGCUGCAGAACUGUCUGGACAUGUGAAUGCCCAUUGGGCGAGCACCUAUACUUGGCAGCUUCUGUCCCUGACCUGGGAGUGAGCGGCCCAGAGCUGCUUCCUCACAUUUCCAAGUGACCACCUAGUUGGCCACAGUGGUGGACACUGAGCCGCUUGAGGACCCAAAGGCCAGCCCUGCGGGAGGCCUGGCCCGGCCACAUUGGUGCUGAGCUCUACCUCCUGCCCAUGGCCCCAUCUUGGGCCAGGUCCCCCUUGCUGCAGGACCCCUGGCAGUGUGCACCCCUCCUGGCACCCCCAUCAGCCAUGCCACAAGCAUGGUGGGGUGGGGCCAAGCAGCUCUCUUUUCUUUGGACUUCAAACCAAAUUUCACGAACUCUUGGGCAGCCUGGAGGGUCCCGCGUGCACGUCCCACACUACCUUUGCUGCCGUCAGCUGUGGCAGCUGAGCUUUCCCGACGGUUUCCUUUGUACAGUAAAUGUCACUCUGAGAUCUGCA